This is a messenger RNA of Pogona vitticeps (central bearded dragon), 5192 nucleotides long. RefSeq names its product MAP7 domain containing 2 (gene MAP7D2). Gene Ontology annotation, cellular component: microtubule cytoskeleton. Lineage: Eukaryota; Metazoa; Chordata; Lepidosauria; Squamata; Agamidae. The record is from RefSeq and is a predicted model, not a curated record. Gene Ontology annotation, biological process: microtubule cytoskeleton organization.
ACCAGCAGCCGCCUGGUCCUUAGCCGUCCCUGUUGUGAAGCGCGGUAGCAGGCGCUUUGGGGAGGGGGGAGGAAAAGGAACCGGAGGAGCGAGGGUGCGGGAGGAGGAAGAUGGCGGAGCCGGGGCCAGCGCGGACGUCUCCCUCGUACCCCCGGGCGUCAGCUGUGGAUGGAUUUCUGAAAACUGAUGAAAGGCAAAGACUAGCCAGAGAAAGAAGAGAAGAAAGGGAAAAAUAUCUUGCUGCAAGAGAACAACAAAUCUUAGAAAAAGAAAGGAGAGCAAAGCUUCAGUAUGAAAAGCAGAUAGAAGAACGAUGGAGGAAGCUGGAGGAACAGAGACAGAGAGAAGAGCAAAAAAGAGCCGCCGUUGAAGAAAAAAGAAGACAGAAACUUAGAGAAGAAGAGGAACGAUUAGAAGCUAUGAUGCGGCGGUCCAUGGAACGAAGUCAGCAGCUCGAGCAGAAACAGAAGAGAUGGUCAUGGGGAGGAGCACUGGCUGCAGGCUCAGGAGACAGAGAUGGUGAAUCCGAAAAUACCCCACCGCCUCUAGGUUUAGCUGCCAACACCCUUCCAGAUUCUGCAGCCUCAACUGCUGCUGCUGAUCCCUCCAAUGCAUGUGACAAACUUUCAGUCUCUACAAUGAAUCUUCCAAAGCAAAUGGAGUCACCUAUCAAUAAACGCCUCUCCUCCUCCACAGCAACAAUAACAUAUUCCCCUGACAGAGACAGAGCUCAUCGCAUGCACCUUAGUCCAAUGGAAAACUUUAUUAUUUCUCGACUAUUGACUCCCACACAAGCUUCUUUAGCCAGAAGCAGAAGUACAUUAAUGCUUUCUGAGCCAUACAAUGACCCAGUAUUCCAUAUCUGUCCUCGUGUAGCGCCAGCUAGCCCCCUCAAGUCCCCUUACAAGCCUUCCCCCACUCGAAGUAUGGAGAAAAAGAAGGCAGCUUCUGCUUCCACCUCAGAUGCAAUGAAGGGAGCGACUGCAGCUGACGUGUCACAGAAUGAGAAGAAAAAGAAAGAAAAACGGCCCACGACACCUGGCACAUCAUCUGGUUUGGGAUCUCCUCUCCGAAGAUCUGAUUCUCCUGCAACCCUGUCUAAACGAUCAGCUUCACCAGCAACUCCUAAGACAAUAACAAAGACCUAUCCUCAGUCUCCUAAAACUCCUAAACAGUAUCCAGCUUCUCCUGUCAAGCAUCGCACCACUUCAAAUCUCAAUCAAGAAACACCCAAAAAAAGGGUAGAAAAACAUAAAGAUAACCAGAGGGAGAAUACUAACCAGAAACCUCAAGCAUCACCUGCUGAAGAGACUGUAACCCAGCCUACUGUGGAAAAGUCAGUGCUUUCUUCAGGGAAAACUGAAAGCAGUGAAGGGAAAUCUGCAGCAGGAACGACUGAUGCUGAGGAAGCGACAAGAAUUCUAGCAGAGAAGAGACGUCAGGCUCGUCUCCAGAAAGAACAGGAGGAAAAAGAAAGACAGGAGAGAGAAGAACGUGAAAGGCUAGAGAGAGAGGAGCUGAAAAGAAAGGCAGAAGAAGAGAGGGCUCGGAUAGAGGAGGAGGCCCGUAAAAAAGAGGAAAAAAGACAGCGUGAAGAGGAAGAAGCUAGGAAAAGAGCAGAAGAGGAGGCUAAAAGAAGAGCUGAAGAAGAAUGUAUGCUAAGGAACGAGCAAGAAAAGAAACUGCAAGCUAUGAUUGAAUCACAAAAAGAAGCAGCAGAAGCAAAGGCCCGGGAGGCGGCUGAACAUCUGCGACUAGAAAGAGAACAAAUUAUGCAGCAGAUUGAGCAGGAAAGACUGGAGCGAAAGAAGAGAAUAGAUGAAAUAAUGAAAAGGACAAGAAAAAGCGAGACACUGGAGGUCAAGAAAGAAGACACCAAAGCAGAUGUGCCAUCAACUCUAAAUAUGGACAGCCAGCCAAAACCAUUUGACAUCAGUCAAGCAGAAAUGAAUGGCCUUGCAAACUGCAAAGAGGAUAAAGGCCUACCAAGUGCUGUGCCCGAUUCCUUCCCUCGGGAUGUCUUUUCUAAUGGAUUUAAGCCAUUCAUGGGCCUUAUUCAACUGGAUGCAGUGGAUGGAAAAUCUAACAGUAUGGAUGAUUCAACAGAUGAAGUGCAGUCUAUGGACGUGAGCCCUGCUUCGAAAGAAGAACUCAUAUCCAUCCCUGAGUUCUCACCAUUAAAUGAAAUGAUGCCUGGUGUUUCUUUGGACCAGAAUGGCUCAAACAAUGGGAAAGCUCUUGAAGAACUACUAGAUUUUACUGGCCAAGCCACUUACCCCAAAUUAUCAAGUGAAAGUAUUAGCAUAGAUGAUUGUAAUAAAAACUUAAUUGAUGGAUUUAAUAGUCCUGGGCAGGAGACAACUCUCAACACCUUUUGUUGACAAACACACUGGUACUCAGCAAUAAGAGGACAUUGGAAGUACAGAACACUUUCACUGCUAUUGUCAGAAAAAUAAGAGCUUGCUGCAGUCCGCAACACUGGAAAUCAUGUCAGUCUGCACUGAACGUACUGUCUUCCCAUGUGCAUUGUUGAGAAAGUAAUCGUUUUGGCCAAGAGGAAAAUCUUCAACUUUGACUGGUUUCAGGGAACAUUGUUGUUGUUGUUUUCUGUUGGUUUGUUUAGAAUUUAAAUUACUAGGAAAACAUGGAUAUUAAAUAUAUGCCGUUGGGCUUCAGAUGAGUCCAUUCAUUUAUUGUGAAAUCCUUUUAAUUUUAUCACUGAAUUUCAGGAUAUUUUUUGUAAACCAACAUUAGAAUGAAAUAUAGUUCCUUUCUUUGCCAUAUGCCUACCUUUUUGGUUUGUUUUUAUCUGGGGAAAGUCUUGUUUUUAAUACAUUUAUUAUAGACAUUUUGUUGCAUAUUUAUAACUGAGAAGGCUUGAAAAAUAUGCAAUUGCUGGAAUCUCAGAGGUUAUCUUGCAGACAGUGGAACAUUAAGGUUAUCUCUCAUUAAAAUAUGGUACAUAGCAAGUCUUUUUUAAUUUGUGUUAUUUUUAUCUGUUGUUAGCUUAGAUGGCACAAAGGGGGUUUUCCACUAAUAUAAUGCUUAAAGGAAUUAGUAAGAUAUUACAAAGGGUCUUUAAAGUGUAUUUAAUUUUAACUGUUUAUGAAAAAAGACCUAUACCUUUAAUUAUGUGUAUCAUAUUAUUGUAUAAGCAAAUGUAUAAUGGAGUCCAUGCUGAUGAUAUGUUAAAUGUUCAAGAUAUAGCAUCUGUUAUCAAUAUCUGCCCGCCUUCACUGAUAGGGUUCUAACAGCCUACAGCUCAGCAUCAUAUAAUCAAAAGUAAAUAAUAUACAGUAUAUAGACAUGGGCAACAAAAUACUAUAAUACAUAAUCAUGAAUGGUGAAAGUUGUAUUCAUAAAACACAAUAGUCUAUAAGCAUCUCAAUCGAUAAACAUGUUUAUGAAGAAAGUUCUUAUUAAGAAUGUGUACACAUUCUAUAAUCUAUAAAAAGGGAAUGCUCCAGCCCAAUUAAACAUUUUAUGAUUUAUUGAUUUCUGUUGGAAAGUCAAGCACUUGACUUAGAUUUUUUUUAAUUUGAAAUCAGUGGAAUUUUAAAGUGUUCUACUAAGCCCAGACUAUGCACAAAGAAUUUCAAUAUGUUGUGAACAGAAACUUCUGUGCUCCCGAAAGGACAAUUUUGUCCAUUCUUUACAACAAUUCUGUUGAAGCUAAGAAGACUAGAUACUUUUAUAUGUAGGGGUGUAUUAAGACGUAAUGUAGCUCUGUUCAUGUGACUCUCAAAAUGGCCCCUUUUGAAGAAUAUAAGUAGUAAAUGAAACUAAGUGGUGGUAUACACAAAUGCUUACAAUAUUUAUGUUGUAUUUCAGCAAAAAUUACUCCCUUGGUGGCUGUGCAGUGUGUUGUAGCAUGGGUACAGUGUCUUCCAAGUUAAUUCUUCAAUUUCUCUCCUAAAUAAUAAAAAAUUACACUGAUAACAUAUGGUUGCAAUACUGUAGUAAUGAUGUUUUGGGUCUGUUUGUUUUUGUAAAAUCAAGUAGCAUGUUUGAUUAUAUACCACACUUUGAUUAUGGCAUAUAACUAAAGAUACACUCCCCACCAUGCAGGUGUAUAUUGCAGUGUUUUCUCAGGUAGUCAUAAGAAUGUGGAACCUUCUGUUUGAACAAUUGAGAAUUCAAAGUUUAAUAUUAACUAUAUAAAUGGUUCCUUAAAUUACACACACCUGAAAAUAUGAUUAUGCCAAAUGCAAAUUGUUGAUACUUAAAUAUACUUUUCCUUUACGUCCUUAUUUCCCUCUCCUUUCUUUUCCUGGUUUUUAAAGUAUCACAUUCACAUCCCUACAGUCUACUGUAUUUUCAUUAUAAUUCCAAGCUACAGUACUUUUCAGCAAAAUCUUGUGUGAAUAAGGGCUACAAAUCUGUAACAGUACAGCAGGAAUACCUUUUGUGCCAACUACAUGCAACCACAAGUAGUGGAGCAAUUAAAAGAUGAAUCUGUAUAUAAUGUCAAAAACACCAACAAUGAAAUACAUAUGUACUAAAAAUGUAGUUAUGUUUUCCAGUACUGGUGCUUCUUGCCAUCUUCUGACUAAAGGAAUCAAAAACUGUAAUUUCUGGUAGUUUUAAGAGUGUGGUUUGCAUGUGGUGUAACAGCAGAAGAAAUAGAUUUGAUAUUUUGCUUGCUUCAACUGUGUAAGUACAAAAACUAGGCUAAAAAGUACAUGGGAUAAUAAUGUUAUAAUGAGCUGCGAAACAAUUUGAGGUAGUAGGAUCAAAAUAGUGGAUUUGUCCUUUGUAUAGUGAUGAACAUGCCGGUUUUGCAAGUACAGUAGUAGCUGUAUUGCUAAGGGUCUACACUAGGACUCCAAAGAGGUACUAUAGGUCUUGCUUUACCCACCUCUGCAUUGUACAGAUGAUACAAUCCUUCAAAUACUUGAGAAGGUAGACAAAGAAAUAAAGAAAAUUGCUGCAGUUUCAGCCAUUGCUGAUAUGUUGGUUAACAAUGCUUUACGAUUUUUAAAGAUUCAUGGAAUGCAUUGGGUUGCAGAUUUUAUUACAGUAAUAGUUUUUAAUUCAAGAAGCCUUAAGAAAGGCAGGCACUAUCCUGGAAGACAAAUUCCUCGAUUUCUCUUACACAGAAGAUCCCUCUUCUGAAAUAUCCUGUUGUGACAUAUACAUGUUCUGUCUUGCAUAAUAAAGAUUUUUUUCUUCUUCUGAACAUUGGCUUAUUA